GACAAACCUAAAUCGACCAAAAAGCCGCUCUAAUGACGCCGAAAAUUCGAACAGCAAGAACCUUGAGGACGAGUAGGGAGAAGAAGCGUUCGGAAGAAAUUAUGCCUAGUCCGUUCGUUACCAAUGGUACGGUCGUAUACGGUUCGUAUAGACUGAAGGAAGUGAUCUGUAAUGAUCGGUCUCCUUGUUGUAGAUUAGUCGAGCUUUAUGCUAAGAUGGGCCUCCAUCGUUACAAUUUGCUUAAGGGUGAAAACUAUCAGUUCGUUUGCGUACAGAAAUACCAUUACAGAUUGAUUCUGGCUCCUUCCACUUACUUCAUAACUGUGGUUGCCACGGAUCCAUCUACCUCAUUGCCCCAAACUUUUCAUAUUAGAAUUGAGGAAGAUCGGCAUGCCGCCUUUAUUUUGAAGUGCAAUAUUUCUAGGAUCCAAGGGGAAUUCAAUAAGUUCGACGGGGGUCUAUGCUACCCAGGUAACAUGCCUGAGUGGCCGACAGAGGAUCCUUUCGACAAUGGAAAGCGGUUUUACGUGUUGAAUGAUUCAGAGCUGCAAGACAAUGAGUGGAUUCGUCUAUACUUGGAACUUGCAGUCACCAAACAUUUAAGUACCCAGAUGGAUCCUGAUCUGUCCGAGUUGAAGAUUGUGAAUGCGGCAAUAGAUAUCCAAGUUCUGAAUGAGGGGCUCAAUGCCAUAAAUGCAACUGUCUACAUAAGUUACAAGGACUCGUGCGAGGCUCGUGUUGGUAAGGAUGUUGAUCGCAUAGCUAUAGUUAGAAGAAACUUUGAUGAGCGUACAGGAUGCUUCACCCUCAUGGGUAUGCAUCAGAGUUCAGAAACUAUACCAAAAAAGGGUGCGAAUCAGAGUGAGGCUGGGGUUGGUAAGGAUGUCGAUAACAUUAGAAGAAGCUACAGUAAGCAUACGAGUUGCCAAGAAACAGGAUUUGAGUGCAGAAAAAAUGUGCAAGAAUCAUGAGCGUGUUAUCCCGCGUUUACACGUCCGCAAAUUGUGGCGGUUUUUGUGUCCUAGGCAGCACAGGGCAUACAAAAAGCGUGGCGUUCGCUUGUCUCUUGCUCUGCACAAGAAGACAUGAUCCAUUUGAAAAUGUGGAUUAGAGAGAAUAAAACUAUUAAUGGUUGCCUACCAUGUUAUUUUAUGCGUUAAGUGGAUUUGUUUAUGUUCAACUGGUGUGGUUUAAAACGUGAUUUAAUUCUACUAAAA
This is a messenger RNA of Arabidopsis lyrata subsp. lyrata, 1217 nucleotides long. Its product is annotated as UPF0725 protein At3g25080. The transcript has 5 exons. Bases 33 to 971 code for a protein of 312 amino acids. Lineage: Eukaryota; Viridiplantae; Streptophyta; Magnoliopsida; Brassicales; Brassicaceae. The record is from RefSeq and is a predicted model, not a curated record.